AUGGAGACUACAUCGAAGACAGAUGACACAGAUCGUCCAAUCGGAUACGCUUCGCAUCUGAAACGAUUUGGCGCAUCACUUGCAGACCACCAUAGCUACAGCCGCAAAGACUUUGUUUUCACUCUGGCAGACUGUCAUCAAAAAUUAGGAAUUGAAUGGCAUGAGGAAUCACUAGAAACGGUCCCUAACGAAGCCGUAGAAGAAAUUGAAGAGUUUGACACUAAAAUUGAGUGGAAAGCUCUCGAGUGCCCGAAAUGUCACCGAAGGGUCGAAGAUACACGUAAAUUGACCGAUCACCUCGUAGAAUUCCAUGGAAAAUCACAAGACAAACUCUGGUACAGUGAAUUCAAAACGAUCGGAUCAGACGUCAAAAGAUGGUUCGACAAGGCAGUCAAAAGACAAGCUGAAUCCAGUCUCGUGAAAAAGAAAUUCAAUAAUUCGAACAACAUGCUCAUUUGUCCCGCUGAUUCAAAGUUGGCUCCGUUUUUAAUGAUAAAACAUCUUGAAGUGUAUUUCGAAGAGUUGGCUGCACCUGCUACAGACGGAAUCGCUCUGAACAUAGUGGUUGAUGAAAAGAGCUAUCCUGUGAUCUUCUCCUUCCAUAAAGUUGAUAAAGUUCGUCGUAGAAUCAAGCGUUCACUUGUGAAAAAGUCAUUUGAAAAAAGACUAAAAGUACUCGAGGAUCAUUGUGCUCGAGUCAGCAUUUUAGACGAAGAUGUCAUCUUCAAAAAAUCGAGAACUGCCGAGGAACAUAAAGCUUUGGCGCAAGCACUGCAACUGCCAGAGACAUGCAGUUAUGAAGAGAUUGUGAACAAAAUUACCGAAAUGAGAGCGAAACACGAUGAUUUGAACAGCGUGUACUCGAAAAGUGUGAAACCAGACGGGCAAAAGAUGUCCGCAGAAGAAAAACGACUGAUCUCAUCCCUCACGAACGAUAUGGUCACUCCGGUCUCUGGAAAACGUAAAACGACAUACAAAAUUCCGUCCGAGUUGGGGUUGGGAGCAACGAAAAAGCGUCAGAGAACAACAACUCCAGAAUAA
Caenorhabditis remanei is the source of this 1041-nucleotide messenger RNA. RefSeq lists its product as uncharacterized. The record is from RefSeq and is a predicted model, not a curated record. The transcript is spliced from 6 exons. Lineage: Eukaryota; Metazoa; Nematoda; Chromadorea; Rhabditida; Rhabditidae. The coding region runs from base 1 to 1041 and encodes 346 amino acids.